CUUCUUUUUGUUGCAGACUAGAAUGUCUCCCCCCAAGAACGCAGUGCAUGUCGUUCAUGGCGAGAUUGCGCUGGUGAUUGCUGCCAUGCGCAGGAACGCGCGCUGGUCCUCCUACAGCCUCCAAGACAAGCAAGAUCCGCUUCUUAUGGGCUUUGCGCAACUCCGCGAACUCUUGUCAGCAGUACACGAUCUAUCUUUGGUUGAUCCGUCCGACCUCGUCAAUCCCUUUCUCGAGGUGAUUCGCUCGCCUGACGCGAACGGUCCCAUAACUGGCGUGGCACUAUCGUCCAUUCACAAGUUUCUGGCGUAUGGGGUGCUCGACCCAAAUGCUGUCAAUGCAAGCGAAGUAAUAUCGCGUGUCGCGAACGCAGUGACAAACUCGCGCUUUCCGGCCACGGAUUCUGUUAGCGACGAAGUGGUAUUGAUGAAAGUCAUCCAAGUUCUUCGCACCCUCCUCACCACUCCAGUCGGCCGCCAACUGAACGACGAGACUGUUUGUGAAAUGAUGCAGACUUGCUUCCGCAUUUCGUUUCAAAAGAAACUUAGUGAGCUUUUGCGACGCUCGUCGGAACAAACCCUCAUUGAAAUGGUCCAGAUUCUCUUCUCGCGGCUACCAGAGCUGGAUGACGGGAAGCGAACACGGCCAGUGCAGCUGAAGAUGCGCCGAGGCGCCACCAACACUGCUCUCGACGCAUCGACAUCGGCCACUCCCAUGCUCGUGUCGACAGACAACCUGAUUGCGUCGACGACAGAGGCUGCAUCCACGCCCGGGAUUGGUGGUUUGGAGGACGACGACAGCCUGGGCCGUCGCAACACUGUUGUAUCGCCUUCCAGCGGGGAUGAGGAUGGCAGCGGUCUCGGCGCGCGGUCUGGCUCUGGCAUCAUUUCCGCACCCACUGCAGCAGACCCAUCCGCUCAACAACAGGCACCUCCUGUGGUGACUUCAAUUCCGUAUGGCGUGCCAUGCAUUCGCGAGUUGCUCCGCUUCCUGAUCUCGCUGCUCAACUCGCCAGAUCGCAAUACGAGCAAUAACGAGCUCAUGUUGCGCAUGGGCUUGUCUUUGCUGACGGUUGCGUUUGAGUCGGGAGGCCAUGCUAUUGCAGACUUUCCCACAUUGCUCGAGCUGGUGUCAGACUCGUUGUGCCGCCAUCUAUUCACGCUGAUCAAGACGGACAUUCCCACCUUCUUUGCCCUUGAGCUGCGUCUCCUGUUUCUGAUCUUUGAGGCUUUGCGUCACAAACUCAAGUUCCAGCUCGAGCACUUUUUGCGCUACUUGAUGGACCGCAUUGUCGAUCCAAAGACCACGUCGCUCGAGUUGCAAGAGAUUGCGCUCGAAACGCUUGUGCAGUUGUGUCGCAUUCCGUCGCUCGUCGUCGAGCUCUACGUCAACUACGAUUGCGACUUGUACGCAUCGGAUGUCUUUGACCAACUCACCAAGUUCCUGUCCAAGAACGCCUUCCCGUCCAGCGGUGCGCUGUACACCACACAUCUUCUCUCGCUCCGCGCGCUGCUUGCCGUGGUCGAUGCUAUCGAGCAGCGAUGUCGACUGGCCCAACGAUCUCAGCUCCUCGAUGGCGUCCGGAGUGUUGCUGGCGUGCCAUCGGCUUCGCAGCUGGUCUUGUCCUCUCCGGUCGCCUCUCAAACGCCUUUCGAUCGGCCGAUCAGCACUGGCGCUGCUCGCCUGCACGCUGCCAACAGCUCAUUCCAUCCAACGACUGUCACAGCGCCGCACGUGCACUCGGACGCUACUUCUGAGCACGCCAGCAGUGCCACUGCUGCGCACCGUCAUCACCACCAGGACGCCACAGCAGCAGGAGAAGAAGAGGAGGAGGAGGAGGAAGAGGACGAGGCACAUUUGGGGCUGCCGUCACUCGCUGACUUGCAAAGCUUCAAACACCGCAAGCGCCUCUUCAACCAAGGCGCCGACCUCUUCAACGAGAAGCCCAAGCGUGGUAUUGCGUUCUUGCUCGAGUCUGGCGCCCUGUCAUCGCCCAUCGAUCACCACGAGGUCACCGACUUUUUGCGCAACCAUCCCAAGCUGUCCAAGCGAAUGAUUGGCGAGUACAUUGGCGAUCGUCUCAACACUGACAUUCUUAAGAUCUUUACCGAAAGCUUCCACUUUGGUGGCAUGGGGAUUGUGGAUGCACUCCGCGUGUUUCUCGAAUCCUUCCGACUUCCCGGCGAGUCCCAGGUGAUUGAUCGCAUCAUGGACUCGUUUGCGCAUCACUACUACUCGCUCAACAAGGCGCUGGCGGACGAGCAGUCUGAGGUUGACGCUGCUCACCAGGCGUCGCACACGUUCCAGCCAAUCGGAAGCGACUCCCCGGUGGCCUCCGGCCGCCCUGCCAUCACGUCGCCCUCCACUCCUGUUGCAACAGCAGGCGGGGUUGCGUCCCUCCAGCAACAUUCUCAGACCGCAGAUCGUCCCCACUCUGCACCUGUUCUCGACUCAAGCGCAGCGUCUAGUGCGCGCACUGGCAGUCCAGCAGUUGGUUUGGUCACCGCAGCUGUCACUUCUUCUGCCACCAUGCCGUCUUCGCCUGCGACGGCGACUGCGUCCGCGUCCGCUGCUUCGGCCAACAACGGCACCGGCAAGUCUGGCUUUGUGUUGGAAGACCAAGAUUCGACGUUUAUUCUGGCGUUUGCCAUCAUGCAGCUCAACACUGACCAGCACAAUCCUCGAGUCAAGAAGCCAAUGACACUUCAGGACUUUGCUCGCAACCAGCGAGGACUGAACAACAAGCAAGAUUUCCCAAUCGAAUUCUUGCAGGAGGUGUACACUGCGGUCAAGACCAACGAGAUUAUCAUGCCCGACGAAAAGGAGGGUGAAAUCAAGGAAAAUUACCAGUGGAAGGUCAUGCUCCGACGCAGCCGGCUGCCGUCUGGGCGCUUCCACUCGAUUCACACGGCGCUGUACGAUCACGACGUGUUCUUGCUGAUCUGGGGCCCUGCCAUCGCCGCCAUCUCGUAUGUCUUUGACCAGGCUCUUGACCGCGAUAUUGCUCAAAAGGCCCUCAACGGCCUUCGCAACUGUGCCGCCAUCUCUGGCUUUUACGGCUUGUGCGAUGUGUUUGACAACAUUAUCAUUUCUCUGUGCAAGUUUACCUCGUUGUUGUCCAGCCACGAUGCACCUGGCCUGACUUCGGUGGACUCGACGGCUGAUUCCGCGCUGCUCAUCACACCCGUCGGGAUGGGCUCGGACGGUCCCAACCCUGUCGGAGCUGGCGCUGCAGCUACUUUGAACAGCGCACUCUAUGCAUCCUCGUCGACUGGCACCUCCACCAGCAAUUCGAGUACCGUGGCAUUGUCCCCCACGAGUAGCUCGGCUACCGAGGCGGGACAUCACCAAAUUGCCGUCGCCAGCAACCGAGGCAUGCUCGCUGCUGCUGGUUUGGGUCUUGCCAGUGGAAUUGUGAUUACUGGCUCGACAGCUGGGGCUUUGAAUGCUGGCGCGGGUGCUCUCGGGUCCACUGCAACAUCCACUGCUUCGAUGGGUCCGAUUUCAGACGGAGCAGCUUCUGGUACCGCGGCCAACACGCGUGCGGGUAGCGUUUCGGCAGGCUCGUCCGCCAGUUCCAUCCAACAGCACUAUGCCGGAGUUGCUGUCGCGUUUGGACGCAACUUUAAGGCCCAGCUUGCCGCGUCGACCGUGUUUGCACUCACACACCAGUACGGCGACAUUUUGCGCGAGGGCUGGCGCAACGUCGUUGAUUGCAUCAUUCAGCUGUAUUUGGCUCGACUGCUUCCUCCCGCCAUGAUGGAAGCCGAGGACUUUUUGGAUCCUUUGGGCCGCGUGUCACUUCCCGGUCGCAAACAAAAGCACGAGAACGAGACCAAGCCCUCGGUGCGCUCUGACUCGUCGCUCUGGUCGACCAUGUCCUACUACUUGUUGCUCUCUUCGGCUGAGCCGGCCGUGGAGCAACCUACCGAAGAGGACAUUCAGCUGCAGCAGGUGGCGGAGACGUGCGUGCGCUCGUGUUACAUCCAGGAUCUCUUUACCGAGUCCAAAUUCUUGUCCGUCGAAGCGCUCCAGGAGCUCAUCAAGGCACUGCUGUUUGUCUCCCAAGGCCCGCUUGCGCGACGCCUCUAUCAGCAGCAACUGGCCGUCUCUGUGCCCGUCAUUGACUAUUCCGAGGAUACGGCUGUCUUUUCGCUCGAGCUGCUCAUUGAGGUCUCAUUGCGCAACAAGGAUCGCAUCGCCCUUCUGUGGGAACCCGUCUUCAAGCACCUCGUGGAAACGAUGUGGCAGUUUAUUCCUUCCCUCGCCGCUACCUUGUCCGUGUUCUCUCGCGGCUCGGCUGCCCAAUCUGCCGCCGCCGCCGCCGCCGCUGCAGCAGCUGCCGCGAGCACUCUCCUACCCGGUGCCUUGGCCAGCGCCGUGACCCCGCCUCAACCGCUCGGACUGGCUGCCAUUCUGCCGUCCGGCGUGGCUGAUUCUACCGCAACAUCCUCCACCACCCAGGCCGCCGCCAGCAGCGUGUCGUCCACCCUGACUACGCAACCCGCGCCUGCCACCUUGUCCUUCUCGUUGCUGCCCUCUCUUGCGGCGCCGCUUCCACCCGGAGUUGCGUCGCUCGUUGGAACGGUGCCCAAGUACUCGCUUCAUCUCGAGCGCUGUGUGGUGGACUUGCUGCGCCUUGCGUCACGUCUGAUGAUGAAGGAGGACAUGACGGACUCGCUGAUGCGUUCACUCGAAGCCCUGCUCUAUUUGUUGCAUGCAACAGACGGCGCAGGCACGAUGGCCGAUCGUGGCUCUCCGGCCAUGGCGGCCUCGAUCAGCCACUUGCACUCGUCGACGGGUCCGCAGGUGCUCCGCGAACUCAUGUCUGGCUUGCACCAGCUCGUCAAGGCCAACGCGUCGUACAUCAAAAAGGAGCAGCAUUGGGCCACCGUCUUCAAGCUCUUGCAGUUUGCCCGCGCCGAUGGCAAUGCUCGCGGCAUCGCCUCGGAAACGAUGGCGUUCUUGAUUCGCGACACCAAGUGCGUCUCGAUCACCACGUUUGCGGCAUGUCUGUCCGUCCUGGCAUCCUUUGCCGAGGCUGAUGCUCGCGAGUAUCUGGCUGCAUUGCAGCAGAAUCCGCAGCACGCUCACCAUCCCGCACCGACGCUGCCGCAACACUCGACCUCGCAGCUUCCGCACGACGCGCCAUCGCAGCCCUCCGUGCCCCAGCCGCAAAAUAACCCGCCAUCGCAGCAGCAGCAGUUCUUGCAACAACCCUCAUCGCCCGCAGCACUUUAUCUCGGCCUCGUCAUCUUCCUGCACCCUCGAGUCACUUCGAUUGCCUCUGAAGCCAAGUCUCUGACCAGCGACGAGAGCAAAGCCAAGGCGGGCCAGGGCGCAGACGAUGCAGGCAAAGCAAGACUGGACGACGUCAAGUCGAAGGCGUUGGGCGUCAACUUUUUGUGGGACAACUUUUUCCAUCCGUUGGCUCGCUUGUACAGCUCGCUGUGCUCCGACCCGCGGCGUGACGUGCGUCAGCAUGCCAUGAACUACUUGCUGCGCACCUUGCUCAUGCCCGAGCUGCAGGAGCUCGGGCCGGCCGACUGGGAGCGGUGCAUGUAUUCCAUCCUCUUCCCAAUGCUCAUGUCUCUUCUGAACACGCAUUCCGCCAUGUUUGAUCCCGCGGGCUUUGAAGAGACUCGCAUGCGCGGUGCUGCGCUUCUCUGCAAGCUAUUCCUGCUUCACCUGAACUCGCUGCUGACACUCGACACGUUCAAUCUCCUGUGGCUGAAGAUUAUCGACCUCAUGCACCGGUACAUGAGCAUCGAGAACAGCGAUCUUUUGGCCGAGGCGAUUCCCGAAUCUCUCAAAAACAUGCUUCUUGUCAUGUCCACAAGCGACAUUCUCGUGGAUCCUCAAGCAAAACCGUCUGGGCGACCUGGCACCACGGUUCCUCCACGCACCGAUCUCUGGGAUGUCACCUGGCAUGCAAUUGGUCGCUUCCUUCCUGGGCUUAAAGGCGAAGUUUUCCCUGCCUACCAGCUGCAGCAACCACAACAACAACCACCACCACCAUCACAACAACAACAACAGCAGCCACAACAUUCACAGCAACCGCAAUCACAGCAGCAACAGCAGCGGCUCCAACAACCACCGGCACAGCAGCCCACAACCGCCGUUUCGGAGGCAGCUGAACCAUCGUCAUCACAAAAUGUCGUGCAUGUUUGAAAACUCAUCGCUGCUUGAACUUUUUGAACAGCUUCAAUUAUUAUUUUUUUAUUUGCACCUUGUUCAAGUUGAGUGCACAA
Messenger RNA from Capsaspora owczarzaki ATCC 30864, 6249 nucleotides. RefSeq lists its product as hypothetical. Gene Ontology annotation, molecular function: guanyl-nucleotide exchange factor activity. Gene Ontology annotation, biological process: regulation of ARF protein signal transduction. The transcript is spliced from 7 exons. Bases 23 to 6169 code for a protein of 2048 amino acids. Lineage: Eukaryota; Filasterea; Ministeriida; Capsasporidae. The record is from RefSeq and is a predicted model, not a curated record.